Lingula anatina is the source of this 668-nucleotide messenger RNA. RefSeq lists its product as uncharacterized. The record is from RefSeq and is a predicted model, not a curated record. Gene Ontology annotation, molecular function: protein binding. Gene Ontology annotation, cellular component: Golgi apparatus. NCBI's taxonomy places the organism in Eukaryota, Metazoa, Brachiopoda, Lingulata, Lingulida, Lingulidae.
AAUGUUUACAAGAUGUCGGAUCGUUGGGAAGUGAAUAUUUCGCAAUCUGUACUUGAAUGUUAUUAAGGAUUUGUAAUGCAUUAUGCAUCAGUGUGGGGUAUGUAAGAUGCCAGAUAGUUGGGAAGAGAAUAUUGCAACCCGGUUUUGGUUCUAAUUGGAGAUUUGUGCAGCAUUAAUCUGAUACUUCACUUAUGUGUGUGAUAUGAAAGCUGGAUUUUAAACUCAAACUUUGGAGAAAUGGGAUUCACGGAUUCUGCAUUAUCUGAAUAUGGGAAUACAACACAGCUACAUGACACCAAAGUAUAAUAAUGAUAUCACGUAUGCUGUAGAUUGCACAAUAGAAGAGCUGAUCAAAGUUUACCUGAAAAUUGAAGAGUUACAUCUUGGCAGUGAAGAGUAUUUGGAGUUCUCAACUUUUGCUCAGUUACUACCACUUAAGAACCACACCAGUGAUAGAGUAUGUAGACUGUUUCUGGUCGAGGAUGUAUUUGUAGACUGGAGACAGUGCUUAGGUGGUUUGGUCGUUGUUGCUUGGGGCGAUGUAGUGAAUAAAAUCAACUUGUUGUACACCAUGGUAUGUUUCUGUAUUCUCUCUCUCACCCUCUCUUUCUCUCUCUGUUCUCUGUCUGUGUCACUUGCUUAGCUGUUACCUUGCAUGAUUUGCGAGU